AUGAGUGAUCUUCAUACAUCAUUAUUAAACAAUAAUAUCUCCUUUGAUUAGUUAUAUGAGGUACCUAAUCAUAUUGUAUCUUAGAAAGUGAAAGCACAACUCAUAGAUUAUUAACAAAGUGUUGAUGAAUUACAGGUAUCUGGGGAAUCAGAAAUUGAUUAACAUAAUGUCAAUCAAGUGUUUCUACAAUUGAAAGCUAUCUAAUUAGAGCAUAUGGACAUUAAAGAAAACAUCAUUAAAUUGGAGCAAGUACUUUAAACAAUAACUCAAAGUCAUCUAGGGGAGUUGAGCAACGAAAUAAAACCAAGAAAUUAAGAGAUUUGUACACUAGUCAUCUUUAAAGACAUCAACAGUUAUAUAAAAAUAUGAUUAAUGAUUGUGGAUAUGAAUCUUUAAAGGAAGUGUUAAAGGAUAUUGAAAGAAUGAUGAAAAUGACAUCGAAAUAAGAUGUAUAAAAUUUUACAUUGAAUCAUUCUUCCAAUAAUCAAUAAAAUUUUUAAAAUGCCCAAUAAUUAUAAAUGAUGGAUGUAUAGACAUUUGAACAAUUUGACCACAUUGAAUGGCACAAUUAAAUCAUUAAAUAAAAUUAAGAAGAAAUAGAUUAAAUCUAAUAUAAGACAUAAACAAUUAAUAAAAUUGUUCAAGAUUUAGCAUUGGAAAUAGAACAUUAAGAUACCUAUUUUGAUGUAAUAGAAACAAAUGUCACAACAACAAAAGAGAAUGUUAUCAAAACAUAAGAAUAAUUAACUAAAACAUAAGAAUAACAGAAAACUGGUAAAAAGAAGUUAUGGUGCAUGUUAAUUUGUGCUUUUGUUGCAUUCUUAGUUUUGUUAUUAAUUUUAUUAUUGUGA
Molecule: messenger RNA, 851 nt
Organism: Paramecium primaurelia
Lineage: Eukaryota; Ciliophora; Oligohymenophorea; Peniculida; Parameciidae
Source: the annotation of a GenBank genome assembly